UCACAAACCAUUAAUAUUCACUCAAUCUCCACAUCCACUUCACUUACUAGUCCUAUCAGAACACCUUCUUAAUUUACUUUCAUUAUCUAAAAGUGUUCAUAUCAUGGGUAUUCGUUUGCUAUCUAUGAUUUCUGGUGUCAAGCAAUUCCACAAAUUGCAUUCUGUUGUUACUCGUAAUCAAAUAUCAGAUGUGCCGAAAGGACAUUUAGCAGUUUACGUGGGAGAAACUGAUAAAAAGAAGCGAUACGUGGUUCCAAUUGCAUACUUGAAUCACACUUCGUUCCAAGAAUUGCUUAAGAAAGCAGAAGAAGAGUUCGGAUUUCAACAUCCAACGGGUGGUCUCACAAUACCCUGCAACGAAGAUGCAUUUUUUCAUGUCACUUCUCGAUUGAACACUUGUUUGUGAUAUGCAGCAGGAUUAUUCUAUAGACUAGAUUAGCUAGAGCUUAUUUAUAGAAUUUUGAAGCUUCUCUUCGAUUUCAAUUUUUUUUUCCUCUUGCCAAGCAAGAGCUGUAAACUUAAUUAUAGACAAUGCCU
This is a messenger RNA of Capsicum annuum, 537 nucleotides long. RefSeq names its product auxin-responsive protein SAUR21-like. Gene Ontology annotation, biological process: response to auxin. The record is from RefSeq and is a predicted model, not a curated record. Bases 104 to 406 code for a protein of 100 amino acids. The transcript has a single exon. Lineage: Eukaryota; Viridiplantae; Streptophyta; Magnoliopsida; Solanales; Solanaceae.